This is a messenger RNA of Chara braunii, 898 nucleotides long. The record is from the annotation of a GenBank genome assembly. NCBI's taxonomy places the organism in Eukaryota, Viridiplantae, Streptophyta, Charophyceae, Charales, Characeae.
GUGGGCGGCCUGGAGGUCCUCAAUGGUGAAUUGGGCGGGGUCGAGCGAGGCAGUGUCGAAGUCGUCAUCGGAGGUGGGUGGAGUGGUGUCGUCAGGGGUGAUGUUAUGGAAGAAGUGGGGGGGGGAGGGAGCGGGCGCAUACCGGUGAUGGGGGUGGAGGAGUCGAUCGUGGUGAAGCAUGCGAGAGAGGAGGUCAGCAAGGGGUAUGUCGGGUUCGUGGGCGAGGGCGGUUGCAAGAUCUUUGUGGCAUACUCGCUUGAUGCGGGAGAUGAAUGCAAAGUCGGGAAUGGCGGUGGUGGGGAGGUGGUGGCGGAGGGAGCGGAUGUAUUGGACGAAGCGGUUCGUGGGACCGGUCUGGCGGAGGUGAAAAACUUGUUCGAGGUAGUCAUCGAUGGUUUUCUAGGAGCGGAAGGUGGCAGUGAGAAGGUUGGCCCAUUGGAGGAAGGAGUGACACGGUCCACCGGAGGCGCGGCGGUUGCUGACUUCGGCCAUCCACCAUUUGGCGGUGUUGCCGAGAAGGCGGGAGGUGGCAAUGGGAAGCCAUUGGACAAGGGGCAUGUGGUGGAGCUUGAAAGAGUUUUGGAGCUGAGUAAGGAAGAGGAAAACGUCCUCGUGGGGAAGGCCGGACAAGGGCAUGAUGUCGGCGGAUCAGAAGGAACGGGGGAUUUCCCCUUCGCGGGAAACGAUUCGGGUGAGGGUGUUGAAGUUGAGGUUAUCGGGGGUAGUGUCGUAGCAGGUGUAAUCGAAUUGGCUGUUGUCAUCAAAGGAGGUAGUUGGGGGGAAGUUGUGGCAUUGCGGGGUAAGCCCCGGAGGUGACUUAGGAAUAGGUGGGACGGGGGGCUGUCUCUUAUACACAUCUAGAUGUGUAUAAGAGACAGGAACUCGUAGUGCCCGAAGC